Platichthys flesus (European flounder) is the source of this 3500-nucleotide messenger RNA. Its product is annotated as zinc-binding protein A33. The transcript is spliced from 6 exons. The coding region runs from base 998 to 2086 and encodes 362 amino acids. NCBI's taxonomy places the organism in Eukaryota, Metazoa, Chordata, Actinopteri, Pleuronectiformes, Pleuronectidae. Gene Ontology annotation, molecular function: protein binding. The record is from RefSeq and is a predicted model, not a curated record.
AGUAUCUUUAAAGUGCAGAUUAAAAAAACAACAAACAAAAACAUAGGACAAGAUGACGAAACCGCCUCUACACUCAAGGGUCUUCUGCACUUGUUCCUUAAGGGUUGUCCUUAAAGUCAUCAGGUGCUUUGGCCUUUUAAACACGCCCAUGUUAAAGCAGGCCCACCACAGGCUGAUCAGACCUGGGUGUGGUUCCUUAACAUCUUGGCGCCCAGCUGGGGUCUCUCCUUGUGAUCCACAGUCAUUGGCUGCAGCUUUCUGUACUCCAUGAUCGAUGUUGCAGCCGAACCUCCACUGGCUGACGGACGUGAGUUUCAAAGUGGUGAAAGAUUUAGGAGAUCUGAACAAAAGUUGAAUAUUUUGGAAAGUAUGAAAUACAUAUUAGAAAACCAUGACAGCAGGUAUUUAGCUUUGCUGCUUUGGCUCCUCUGACAGCCCCAGACAUCAGAUGGCAGCCUUGCAAAGACUAACAUCAAUAUACAGUCGGCAGCUAUGUAUAAAUAUGUAUCAUCUCCCGUCCAGGCGAAACAACUGCUGAUAUGAAACACUAUAUCUGACUGAAUGUGUCUCUCGGCUGCCAGAUUCUUUUUUGUCUUCCAGAGACAGAAAUAGACUCUUGUGUGUCCGCUGCCAUAAAUUUCUGCUGCCAGCCAGCGUCCAGCCAGCGAGCCCUCCUGGCACCUGCCUCCUUCCCACCUCUCCCUCACGCUCCGCUACUUUUAUGGAUCCGUAUAUUCACAAGUCAGGCGGUGAUUAGCGAUCUGAGUUCUCCACCAGCUUCUCCCUUGCUCAUUUUAUGCUUGGAUGUUUGUCCUUGACUCUCUUGUAGCUGGCAUGGGUUUUUUCCUCUUCACCCUCUUUCUCUCUCUCCCUCUCUGUAUAGCUACGUUUUUUUAGUCUUCCACUUCAUCCCUCUUACUCCCCCCCAUCACUUUAAUUUAAAAUCCUCGAUAGUGUCUUUUGAUUUCUGGUUUUGAACUUUUUGCAGCAGACGGGGAUGUACCAAAACUACGCCGAAGCCACCGAAACCAAUAACAAUAACAGUCUUCUCUGUGAUCACAAGCAAAAACUUGUCCAGGCUAUUAAAAGAAUCAAGCGUGAGGCCGAUGACUGCCGAGAUGCAGAGAGAGAGACCUACAUAGAGUCAGGGGAAGUGGAGCGUAGGUUUGAUGAUCUGGAGCGAGAAAUCCAAGCCGAGUUUCAGAACCUCCAUCGCUUCCUGGACGAGGAGGAGUGUAAGGACGUGGAGCGACUGAGGAGGGCGAGACAGAAACAACUGAGACAGCUGAAGGAGAGAGAGAAGAAAAUAGCAGCGCAAGGGAGAGACCUGGACGGAGCGAUCAGGGUGCUAAACAGCAAACUGGCCGAGGAGGACAGUGCCACGCUGCUCAAAGAAAUUCAAGAUCUUAUUAAAAGGUCUCAGGUCAGCUUUGUUCCUCCAGCGGACGUGGACACUGAGGUGCGCUCUGGUCAGUUUGUGGGGCCCAUCCAGUACAGGAUAUGGAAGCGUAUGAAAAGCUGCCUCUACCCAAAUAUAACAUCAGUGACCUUAGACCCUGAGACAGCUCACCCGAACCUGUCCCUGUCCCAGUCCUGCACCUCAGUAUGGUUCGAGGAAGACAAAGACACAGCAGAUAUCGAGCCCAACCCACGACGCUUCCACUACUAUUACUGUGUACUGGGUCAUCAGGGCUUCACCACUGGGCGGCACUACUGGGAGGUGGAGGUGGGUUGUAAGACAGCGUGGAGGCUGGGUGUAGCACGAGAAGAUGUCCCAAGAGGGGAGAUGGCUGCCACGGGCACCUCCAGUGGCCUCUGGACCCUGGCCCUGAAGAGUGGAUCCGUCCUGGCCUGCACCGACCCAGAACCCACCAAAAUCACUGUGUCUCUCCGUCUCGUUCGCAUCGGCAUUUUCUUGAACUGUGAAAAAGAGGAGGUGUCUUUCUAUAACGCUGUGACCAUGGCACCGAUCUACACCUUCACCAUGGGAUCGGUCAUGGUGCCUCUGCUCCCCUUCUUUAACCCCUGUGACACACACGACGGGAAGAACACGACACCAAUACAGAUUUUCAAACCUUCACUAUGAUAAAGAAGUGUUACCACUAGAUAGAAGAUGACGACUGUUCCUAUUGGUCCAAACUGUUCAUUUUAUAAAUAGAAUCAUUAUAAGAUUUGGAACCAAUCUGGAGCUCAAUGACAAGUCGAUGAGUUGGUUAGUUGAUCGAUAGAAAAUCAUUUGGAAACAGUUUAAAUUAUUAUCUAAUCAUUGCCUUCAUUUUUCAAUAAUUUUUUUUUUUUUUACGAUUUUGAGAUAUUCUUUUGUUAUUAUUAAUUUUGCGAUAAUCUGGAUCUAGUGAUCUUCAAUUUGGUUUCAUAAGGCGACUGUUGGGCUUUGUCACAAGAGUAAAAGAAAAUGGAGCACCAGGGUCUUGUAGAGGCGACCUGGAGCUUCAGGGUGCAGAGCAGGUGUGAACCCCUUUAUGACGUAACCUUUGACCUCUUUAUAAAUAUCUUCGAUGCGUCCGCUCUGCUGUGACAUGUCCCCGCCAUGUUUUGUCAUUAAUGGGACCUGGGGUGUGAAAAUGGCGCGGAAGCACUCAGAGCAAACGACGGCUGACACGGAGUGAGAGAACUGACUGAGAUGUAGUUUGACAGCCCUGAGACCAGACUGUCCUUCUGCAAGCCUGUCGCUCCCAGAGAACAAAAAGACGACGGGAACAGCAAACGUCACAAUCUUUUGUUUAUUCUUAGUAUUCCUUUACACAUGAAAUAAAGAAGAAAACAAAAUAUUUUCCAUAUUAAAACAUCUGUGUGAAGUGUUGUGCAAAAAGGGAAGGGGAGAGAGAAGGUGAGGGACGUCACCCUACACUCAGACGAAUCACGUUGUGCAAGAGGUCGGCGUGGUAUCAACAGUGGGUUGUCAGAGGUGGGUACGAAAACAGAAUUCCUCUGGCACCUGUGAGAUAUAAUCACUACUCUCCCACUAUGACGGAGCUGUCUCUGAAAUACUGGUGACAAACCAGAGGCUCUCCCCACCGAUGCACUAUCCCCCACUCGCAUGCUGUGACCAUCACGGACAAUAUUCUUUUCGAUGACGGUGGUACAUGGAGAUGCUGCACCGUCCGCCUCUCGACCCUCAGGGAUCUUCACUCAAACCUUCGCCAUUCGUCUGCUUUGACCAAGAAUCCACUCACACAGUCUGAACUGUUCCACAGGCUGGAUCAACGGAAAACACCCUCUCUCACACCUCAGCGCUCAUUAAGCUACACGGCAAACUUGAAAACCUGUCUUUCAACCACUUUCAUACGAUAUGUCACUUAUCUCCGGCACAUCCGGCCAACAUGUGAUGUCACUUUGUUCAGUCGGGUGUGAAAACAGCGUCCUACAUCUGUGGAUACCCUACCUAUAAGAAAACUGUGUCGACAGGUGCCAGAGAACAGGCCGACUGUCCAACAGGCACUAAAUAAAACGAGAAUCACUCAAAUAUCUCAAAGUUACAA